AUGUCUACACAAGACUAUAGUUCGAGACUCCUUUCGUAUGUUACACUUGUCAAUAUCGCGCUAGCACUCGUAGCAUAUAUUACUGUCCAAAUCCUUUACCAGAUAACUUACUACCGGUUCUUCCAUCCGCUACGACACUUUCCUGGUCCUUUCUGGGCCAGCGUAACGCGUCUAUGGAUCGCUUACCACAAUAUCAAAGCCGACGAAUGCGAGCUCGAACUUGCUCUACACCGCAAAUAUGGUCCAGUGCUUCGAAUUACGCCUACCCUCCUUUUGGUUUCGGACGCAACUAAGUUACCUGAGGUAUACAACCGUCAAUCGAACAAGUCAAACCACUAUAUUACCGGCAGCUUCGGGAAGACUGAGAGCCUAUUUAACAUGCGCGAGCAUAAGCAUCAUGCGCAUUUUCGCAAGAUCGCUGCUGGCCCUUACAGCUUCAGCAACGUUAAGAAAAUGGAAGGCCUGGUAGAUGAUCGCAUUCAGCAGUGGAUCGAUAGACUGGAAGAACUCUUCAGUAAUGGCAAGAAAUUUGACUUUGCGCCCUGGGCAGUGUACAUGGCAUACGACAUCAUAUCGGAAAUUGGCUUUGGCGCGCCUAUCGGCUUCAUAGAAAGCGGCUCGGACAUUGAUGGUCUGAUUAAAGGCUUCCACGAUGGCUUACUUCCCUUCGGUCUCAUGGCUCGACUUUGGCCCUUUACACAGUGGGCAAAAGGUACAUGGCUUGGUGAGAGAUACCUCCUCAUUGCACAGCGACUUGAAGAUAUUGAGGCCGGUAAGAUCGAGCGAGUCGAUCUGCUACAGACAUUCCUCGAUGCAAGGACGGAAGAUGGUGCGCCACUAGAGUUGGAUUACAUCAAAGCUGAGAUCCUUCUGGUGCUGCUUGCAGGUGCUGAUACCACAGGCACUGCGUUCCAAGCGAUGAUUGCAUACAUUACCUCUGACGCUCAAGUGUACACCAAGUUGAUGAGAGAGGUUGAUCGCGUCACUCGUGAGGGAAACUUGAGUUCUACACCACAGUACGACGAAGUGCUAGAACAUUGCCCAUACUAUGUCGCCUGUGUCAAGGAAAGCAUGCGUUUAUGCCCCUCUGCCCCCAACAUCUUCCCUCGUCUUGUUGGGCCAUCGGGCAUGCAUCUGCACGGUCGAUAUGCUCCACCAGGGACAGAAAUAACUUGCAACCCGUGGCUCGUGCACCGUGACGAGAAGAUCUACGGUGCCGAUGCCUGCGAGUUUCGGCCAGAACGCUGGCUUGAGAGCGACGAGAAAGCGAAAGACUACAACAAGUACAACAUGGCCUUUGGUUACGGCGCAAGAGUUUGCCUCGGAAAAGAUAUUGCACUUAUGGAGCUGUACAAGGCGCCGUUGCAAUUUCUUAGGACGUUCAAGAUUGACAUGGAUAAAGGUCGGAAAGGCAGGUUUGUCGUCAAAGGUGGAGUAGGCUUUUGGGAGGAUAUGUUGAUUAGUAUACAGCGACGGGCAACGUAA
Alternaria alternata is the source of this 1485-nucleotide messenger RNA. Its product is annotated as cytochrome P450. Gene Ontology annotation, molecular function: oxidoreductase activity, acting on paired donors, with incorporation or reduction of molecular oxygen; monooxygenase activity; heme binding. The transcript is spliced from 4 exons. Bases 1 to 1485 code for a protein of 494 amino acids. Lineage: Eukaryota; Fungi; Ascomycota; Dothideomycetes; Pleosporales; Pleosporaceae. The record is from RefSeq and is a predicted model, not a curated record.